Molecule: messenger RNA, 1007 nt
Organism: Annulohypoxylon maeteangense
Lineage: Eukaryota; Fungi; Ascomycota; Sordariomycetes; Xylariales; Hypoxylaceae
Product: actin depolymerizing protein
Exons: 1
Coding region: 374-814 (146 amino acids)
Biological process (GO): regulation of actin filament polymerization
Cellular component (GO): site of polarized growth; actin filament; cortical actin cytoskeleton
Molecular function (GO): actin filament binding
Source: RefSeq, a predicted model, not a curated record
AGCAAUCCAAACGCAGGAUUUACCAAGAUAUCACAUCGUUUCAGCUACACCAGCGCCAAAGAAAUAGGGGGUCGCGAACAAGGAUCGACAGCUGGCACCAAUCCCCACCGGGCCGUCAAUAGGCCAGCCAGGCCUACCAUUUCCGUCGACUUGAGACGAAGCGUCCAAAGACCCAGUCCUUCUCCCAAUGACACAAUUCACCCAAUCCACUUCUCCCUCCGAGCAGGACACUCGAUAAUACCUACCUAAUUCAACGCCCAAAACACCUAAAUCCGGGUAUUUCGAUAAUACCACAUGUUAUAACGACUCACGAAAAACUCCGCUCUCAUUCCCACUCCACCCUCACAACCCCGCGCGAGCUAGAACGAAAGAAAUGUCCGGCCUCGACUCCCCCGACGUAAGCGCGGCCUACGACGCCGUCCGAUCCGACAAGGACGACACGAACUGGCUACUCCUCUCGUAUGCGGGCGCCAUGGGCGACAAGCUCGUGCUCUCAGGGACUGGCUCAGGCGGUCUGCAGGAGCUCGGGCCCAAGCUGGACGAUGGGCAGGCCCAGUACGCGUACGUGCGAAUCGAGUAUGCCAACGACACGGAGAGCACGCGGGUCAAGUUCGUUCUUCUGAUUUGGAUCGGCGAGAACACGAAGGUCAUGCGUAAGGCGCGCGUUUCUAUCGAGUCGGGGGCCGUAAAGAGGGUUCUUAGCCAUCAUAGCAUCUCGGUUGAUGCGCGGGACCGUGGGGAUAUCGAUCAGGAUGAGAUUGUUGCUCGUUUGAGACGGGCGGGUGGUGCGGAUUACAAUGGUGGACGGGGUUGAGAGAGGGAAUGAUGGAGGGGAGAGUAGCGGAUGAGAGGUGCCCUCUGGGUUGCACGACAGGUGGCUGAAGAGGGGUACCCUUCGUCGGGCUCGAAACCCUCUAGAGCUUGCUCUUCCGCUCAUACAACAUUGUUUCCCCGCCCCUUCUUACGACAGACAACGAAUUAUACUUUUCAACAUAGCGAGGCGUAGA